This is a messenger RNA of Pseudophryne corroboree (corroboree frog), 2749 nucleotides long. It is a transcript of the gene STK32C, whose product is annotated as serine/threonine kinase 32C. Lineage: Eukaryota; Metazoa; Chordata; Amphibia; Anura; Myobatrachidae. The record is from RefSeq and is a predicted model, not a curated record. The transcript has 12 exons. Gene Ontology annotation, biological process: protein phosphorylation. Bases 249 to 1538 code for a protein of 429 amino acids. Gene Ontology annotation, molecular function: ATP binding; protein kinase activity.
GUUAAAGAGCCACUAGCAGGAGGAAGCAACGUGCAGCUGGCAUCUAUAUUAGAGCUGCACUUACUGCACCCCUGCCCAGCGGCAGAUCAGCGCUGCCCUCUCCUCUCACCAUGCUGCUGGCACUCCCUAGGACACCCUGCAUGAAGAACUGAGAAGCUGCGUCUGCCUGCUGGACCUGGGGCUUGGUGCCUGGCUUCUUGCUCUCACAUCUCCAGGAGAUAGGGAAUGCUAUCUCCACCUCUGCGUCAAUGUUUCACUGGAACAAGUGGAAGAAAAGGAUGGGAGCUAACACUUCCUCCAAAAGGCCAGUGUUUGAUGAGAAGGAGGAUGUGAACUUGGAUCAUUUUCAGAUUCUCCGGGCAAUUGGCAAAGGAAGCUUUGGCAAGGUUUGUAUUGUCCAGAAGAAGGACACUGAAACAAUGUAUGCCAUGAAGUACAUGAAUAAGCAGCAGUGCAUUGAGAGGGAUGAAGUACGGAACGUCUUCAGAGAGUUGGAAAUCAUGCAGGAAAUCGAGCACGUUUUUUUAGUCAACCUUUGGUAUUCAUUCCAAGACGAGGAGGAUAUGUUCAUGGUUGUAGACUUACUCUUGGGCGGAGACCUCCGGUAUCAUCUACAGCAAAAUGUUCAGUUUACAGAGGAGACGGUGAAGCUGUACAUCUGUGAAAUGGGCUUAGCUUUAGAUUACCUAAGAAGUCAACAUAUAAUCCACAGAGACGUGAAGCCAGACAACAUCCUUCUGGAUGAACAAGGCCACGCUCAUCUCACCGACUUCAAUGUUGCCACGAUUAUCAAAGACGGUGAAAGAGCUACUGCACUUGCCGGGACCAAACCAUACAUGGCCCCAGAGAUAUUUCAGUCCUUCGUCAAUGGAGGAACCGGCUACUCAUUCGAGGUUGACUGGUGGUCACUAGGAGUUAUGUCCUUUGAGCUACUAAGAGGAUGGAGGCCGUACGACAUCCAUUCAAGUAACCCAGUGGAAUCUCUCGUCCAGUUGUUUAGCACCAUCACCGUUCAGUACUCGUCGGUCUGGUCGAAAGAUAUGAUCGCACUUUUGCGGAAGCUAUUGACUGUGAACCCGGAACAUCGCUGUUCUUGUCUCCUGGAUAUUCAGACAUCGGCGUACCUAGCAGAUAUUGUCUGGGAAGAUGUUCUGGAGAAGAAGGUGGAACCAGGUUUUGUUCCAAAUAAAGGCAGGUUACAUUGUGACCCUACAUUUGAGCUUGAAGAGAUGAUCCUAGAAUCCAGGCCGCUCCAUAAAAAGAAAAAACGACUGGCGAAGAACAAGUCCAGGGAUAACAGUAAAGACAGCUCUCAGUCAGACGACUACCUGCAGGAAUGCCUGGAUGCAAUUCAGCAAGAAUUUGUCAUUUUCAACCGCGAAAAGCUAAAGAAGACUCCAGAUAUGGGCGCUCAGUUGGGCCAAGAGUCAACCGACGAGGCGGAGGCAGAAGUUGAAGCGGACACGGAAAACGAAACAGAAAGUACCACCCUCAACAUGUGCGCUUCAGUCUGUUCUCCUGGCAGCAGCGCCAAUUAGUGGCUCUUGGGAACAAGAUCCUGAAGCUGCAGAGGUCACGAGUGCCCGGCUCGGGUUGCUUAAAUGGACGCUUAACAGAAUUUGCAAUGAAACACAUCUGCAUGACAUUAUUAAUGUCACGAAAAUAGAAGGUGCAGAUAACCGACUCUGUUUUCUUUAUAAUCCGAAUCCCUGGGGAUUAUUUCAUGCUGAACUCUUUAUAUACAUAACUAGAGAUUUUUACAGGGAUGAUCAUAGCAAACAGGAUGAAGGUUCUCAGAACCUUGGGACUGGUUACGUUAAACAUGAGAUGCCUUCUUUUUAAUAUAUUCCUCUUGCGUUCUAUUAAUGCAAGAUAUUUGUGCUUUUUCUAGUUCCUGCUCUACGGUAUCUUGUCAGACAGAGGGGGUCAAUAUUACCCAACAAACUGUAGAUACAAGUUUUGACAUACAGUAAGAUGUUUUUGAUAGGGAAUCAAACUAGUGUUUUAGGACCUGUCUUUACCUACUUCAGCACCACGGACAGCUCACCAGUCAGCAGAAUUGACUGGGUACCUUGGAUGUGGAUCACUGGUCUUUCUCACAUGGUACCCAUCACUUACAGAUGGUAGACGGCUGGAACAAUAUUCAUGAAAGGAGAUUUCCACCCAUAGAGUUAUCUAGAUAGUCCCCUGUCAGAAUGAGACCCCUGACAUUUGGGAAAAACUCAUCACCCUGGCAGAGGUCUAACCACUGCCACCAAUGAUAGGGGGUAUUUUUGAAACUCCAUUUCUCUGAGACAUUGCAUAUCUCCCAACUGUCCUGAUUUAGGUUGGACAGUCCUGAUCUGAGGCUUAUGUCCCACCUGCCUGAUCAGUACAGGUGUGUACUGCGGUGGUUAAGUUUGGAGGUAUCUCUCCUUCAUCUCUGUUCUGUAUAGACAAUGAAUGGGAGUUUUUCGCAAAGGUAUGCCCCAGUCAUGAUAUAGAGAAGCCCCCAGUGGCCAUUAACAUGCCUCAAAUCCCGAUUUACGAAUUGCAUAUGUUGUAAGAGCCUGUAAUGUGCUAAGAGCACUGAUUGGCCUAUGCUUUCCUCACAUGACAAAAUGGCUUGUGAGUCUUGUUGGGAUAUAGGCAGAGAUGUACAAGACCCAUGCAUAACUUAAAAGCAUAUUACAUAAUGUUAUUCUUGCUCAUGUCUCUGGGAAAAAUAUUUAAUUUAACAAAAAUUUUAAUUAAAUUAUUGAAACAGGUA